UAUUGAAACACAUGAGCUAAUACAUCCUCUAUGGUCUUAUCUAUGUGGUGAACUGCUAGUUCUAUCGCCUCUCGCAUAUUGAUUUUGUUCUCUCUUCUCCUAACUCAAGCAGAUCCAGUAAGGAAGGUUCUUCUCUCUUUUUGCCGGUGAAAAGCCACAGUAAAGACUCCUCAAGAUGGAAAAAGGAUACCCCGGACAAGAAUCAGCUCCACCCUACCCUGGCCCUCCCAUGAACUAUGGAGGUGCAGCGCCCCCGCCUGGGUUGUACCCAUCCCCUAAUGCAGGACCCCCACCGAUUGGAUACCAAGGAGGUACAUCUACCACAGUGACUCACAUGGUGGUAACACCUGCCCUGCAAGAUGCCCCUGGACAAGCCAUGUGCCCCCACUGUCAGCAGACAGUGGUCACCCAGAUAGAGCGCACGGCAGGCCUGAUGACCUGGGCCAUCUGCGGAGGCCUCACCAUCUUUGGAUGUUUUCUCUGCUGCUGUAUACCAUUCUUUAUGGACUCCUGCAAAGAUGUGGAACAUCACUGUCCAAACUGCCACAAAGUCAUCUACGUUUACAAGCGACUAUAAAUCGCUCCAGAUUGGGGAUUCGAUGCUCAUCAUGACAUUUCAAGCAGUGAAUGUAUUUGACAAAGUAAACAUUGCAAAUGCUAAGGUC
Messenger RNA from Phyllopteryx taeniolatus (common seadragon), 665 nucleotides. RefSeq names its product LITAF domain-containing protein-like. NCBI's taxonomy places the organism in Eukaryota, Metazoa, Chordata, Actinopteri, Syngnathiformes, Syngnathidae. Bases 176 to 577 code for a protein of 133 amino acids. Gene Ontology annotation, molecular function: zinc ion binding. The record is from RefSeq and is a predicted model, not a curated record. The transcript is spliced from 5 exons.